CUCUAGCAACAAGUAAAUACUAAAGGGUUUUAGGGUUUUUGUCUACAAACUUGACACACACUUUCACAGUCCUUCUCUCUAUCUGCAGAAAAAGUAUCAAGAAAUCAUGACUGCCCAGACUCAAGAAGAGCUCCUCGCUGCCCAGCUUGAAGUUCAAAAGAUUCUUGAAGCUGAUAAGCCUGAGGUUGAGGAUGAAGAGGAUGAUGAUGAGGAUGAUGAAGACGACGAAGAUGACAAGGAUGAAGAUGAAGCUGAAGGACAACAAGAUGGAGAUGUGGGUGGUAGAUCAAAACAAAGCCGAAGUGAAAAGAAGAGUCGUAAAGCAAUGUUGAAGCUUGGAAUGAAAACUAUCCCUGGUGUUAGUCGGGUUACAGUAAAAAAGAGCAAGAAUAUCUUGUUUGUUAUCUCCAAACCUGAUGUUUUCAAGAGCCCAACAUCUGACACAUAUGUGAUCUUUGGAGAGGCUAAGAUCGAAGACCUGAGUUCCCAGCUACAAACUCAGGCAGCAGAGCAGUUCAAGGCUCCUGAUCUCAGUCAUGUCAUUUCAAAACCUGAGACUUCAGCCAUAGCUCAGGAUGAUGAAGAGGUAGAUGAAACCGGAGUGGAGCCAAAGGAUAUUGAAUUAGUGAUGACCCAGGCAGGAGUUUCCAGGUCAAAGGCUGUGAAAGCUUUGAAGGCUGCAGAUGGAGACAUAGUUUCUGCCAUUAUGGAGCUUACCAAUUGAUAGGUUCGUAUCCAAAAUGCGGUACAAUAGAAAAUCUAAAGUGUCAUGUAAUAGAGACGAUCCUUGUGGCUUUCCCGGCUGUGGGUUUUCAAGACAGGUUCAUUUUCAAUUUUGUUAUCUUGUGAUUUCCAUGGUGUUUUCUGUUGUGUUUUAUUAGUAAACGAGUCUGGAAUGCAUCUAUUGGCAGAGAGCUUUGAUUUCCCA
Molecule: messenger RNA, 928 nt
Organism: Populus trichocarpa (black cottonwood)
Lineage: Eukaryota; Viridiplantae; Streptophyta; Magnoliopsida; Malpighiales; Salicaceae
Product: nascent polypeptide-associated complex subunit alpha-like protein 1
Exons: 4
Coding region: 107-724 (205 amino acids)
Biological process (GO): protein targeting to membrane
Cellular component (GO): cytoplasm; nascent polypeptide-associated complex
Source: RefSeq, a predicted model, not a curated record